AUGGGACUGUGGAGCUUGAAACACAGAGGAGAGUGGAGACGAGUGGAGCCCAAUGGAUUCUGGGACCAGGAUCACACAUCUGUUGUGUGCAGAGACCUGGACUGUGGCUCUGCUGUUUAUGGAGAACAGAGAGAUGAUUUUCCACAGAGUCGUGUGUGGAGGGUCUCAUCUGACUGUGUGAAGGAGUCUUCAGUGAGAGAAUGUGUCUUUGAUUCAUCCUCCUCUCCUCUUCCUCUUCCUCUUGGGGGUCUGGAGGUGAAAUGUUCAGAGUCGGUGCGGUUGGUCUCGGGGUCCGGUCUGUGUUCAGGAUCAGUGCAGAUCUGGGACGGGUCCUGGACCGGGGUCUGUGACGGGGACUUGGACCAGCGGGGGGCAGAGGUGCUGUGCAGGGAGCUGGGCUGUGGGGCUCCUUCUCUCCUCCAGGGGGCGCUCUCUCCUCUGGGGCAGACGUUCCACUGUGAGGGCCAUGAGUCUGCUCUGAUGGACUGUCCCCGCUCCAACUCAAGCACCUGCUCCUCUGGAACCACUGUCCACCUCACCUGCUCAGAGCCGCUCAGGUUGGUGGGAGGAGUCAGUCGCUGUGCUGGAACUGUGGAGCUGAAACACAGAGGAGAGUGGGGACGAGUGGUGCCCAAUGGACUCUGGAACCAGGAUCACACAUCUGGUGUGUGCAGAGACCUGGACUGUGGCUCUGCUGUUUAUGGAAAACAGCGAGAUGGUUUUCCACAGACUCGUGUGUGGGGGGUCACACCUGACUGUGUGAAGACGUCUUCACUGAGAGAAUGUGUCUAUGAUUCACCCUCCUUUUCCAGGGCUCUGGAGGUGAAAUGUUCAGAGUCGGUGCGGUUGGCUCGGGGUCCGGUCUGUGUUCAGGAUCAGUGCAGAUCUGGGACGGGUCCUGGACCGGGGUCUGUGACGGGACUUGGACCAGCGGGGGGCAGAGGUGCUGUGCAGGGAGCUGGGACUGUGGGGCUCCUUCUCUCCUCCAGGGGGCGCUCUCUCCUCUGGGGCAGACGUUCCACUGUGAGGGCCAUGAGUCUGCUUCUGAUGGACUGUCCCCCUCCAACUCAAGCACCUGCGCUCCUCUGGAACCACUGUCAAUCUCACCUGCUCAGGUAA
This is a messenger RNA of Boleophthalmus pectinirostris (great blue-spotted mudskipper), 1119 nucleotides long. Its product is annotated as CD5 antigen-like. The record is from RefSeq and is a predicted model, not a curated record. Gene Ontology annotation, cellular component: membrane. Lineage: Eukaryota; Metazoa; Chordata; Actinopteri; Gobiiformes; Gobiidae. The transcript has 4 exons. Bases 1 to 1119 code for a protein of 372 amino acids.